AUAUUUACGUUAAAUUUUGUUGUUAAAUCGGCCCAGCAGAGGGCUCCCAAUAAUAUUUCUUUCCUAAAUAUUAAGGGUUGGCCGAGCCUCGACCACGUCGUCCGUGUCAAAUUUGGUCGCCGUUCGAUUCUUAACGUAACGUUUUGGCCUAUUUCUCCGUGAUAAAUAAAAACUCGCGCACGUGCUAUCACGACUAGCGCGGAAGUUUUCGCCGUAAGAACGGAAGUGACGUACCGUUACGCCAGACGUUUCCACGUGACCGACGAAACGCGUGGUUUUCCAUUCGUUCCAGAAUACAGAAAAGAGUUCUGACGAAAUAACGAACACACAACGCCAAACGAGUCCUGAUCGGGCGGAGGCCCUACGCACGACGACGGCGAGCCGAAUAUCAGUCGAAAGAUGCGAACUUAUCCAUUUUGACGGAAUAAUCGAGCGAAAAAUCUCGGAUGCGACGUCGACUCGCUAAUGUCAACUUUGGGGGUGGUACGCGGCGAAAGCACAACAUCUCGCUACACGUGAUUGUGGCCCGACCCACCGCUACGUCACCGAAUCGACGAUGAUUGGUCGAACCCGGAAGGUUCCAGUCGCGUAAAUCCGCGCGCUUAUACCUGUACUCGACGAUUAAUCCGUCCGCGGCUUAAUUACGAAAUCUUGGGAAAAAAGUCUGGAUUCCUCCGAGGUAUCGAGAGGAAUUAAAGUCGAUAGAGCGAUUGAGACAAUUCACGCAUCCGUUCCAAAGUACGGCGGCCACCAUUUCGGCCUCAAAAUGCCGACGUUCUUAUACCCGGAUUCGUUAGACAGUUCCAGAGCACUGUUCGAUUGGAUCGGAUCGAGAGCGCUCUCUAGCAGAGAUUAUAUAGCGUAUAUUUUCUAAACGAUAAAUCGAGCGAAAUUUAUUUUUAAAAUCCUGUUUGAGAGUAAAAUUUCUAUGAAAGACAAUGAUCGGGCGACCGAGACUGGUAUAAGGACGAGGCGUUCCGGUAGCCAUGCAACGUCAAUCAUCGUGACCACGUGGUGCUGUGGCAUUUUUGCACCAGAGAACGGCGACUGUUUUGACGAGUCCCGCCAUCUUGGCAGGAAAGUGUUCGACGAACGUGGCCCGGGUGUUUACUCGUUCCCCCGUUUCCAAUAUCGCGUCGCGUUCCGAUCGAAGCUGUCGGCAACCGACUAAUUGAUGUAACGGUGAUGAAUCUGGAGACGUUACUGGAAGCGGCGAAAUACGUCGAAUACAGUUCCAAAGCUAAAGCACGUGGGGAAGAACCUCAUGACUACGACACGUUUGGGAGGUUGUAUGCACGCGAAGAAGCCUCGCCGACCGGACCCAGACACAGAUCGGUGGCCUGCAAACAGGACGGCGAACCUCCAGCCGGUCGCCCCGAUGCCUCUAAGGAGAGAAGACGUUCCGGCGGAGGACAGUUGUCCAGGGAACCUCCGAUUCUGGGUGACGAGAUACAGGGGGGAGGAGGAACCAGAGAGGUGCACAACAAGCUGGAGAAAAACAGGCGCGCCCAUCUGAAGGAAUGCUUCGAAACGCUGAAGAGGCAGCUACCCAACAUGGAAGAACGCAAGACCUCGAAUCUCAGCAUCCUGAGGGGAGCCCUGCGUUACAUCCAGGUGAGUCGGGCCUCUCCGUGCUCGCGUGGCGCGGAACGACGUCGCGCCGGCCGCGGGCCCGGCCCGGAUUGCGCUUUCCCCAGGUGUCGACCCGCCGACCGUCUCUUCGUCCGAAAUUGGCCGAGGUGUUUUCCGACGGCACCGACCGAAACGGCAUUUCGUUCCGGAAGAAUCGGUCGCGGGCGAGAGACGAAGAUCCGGCCGCGGAUCGGCGCGGCCCGGCGUUACGCUCGGUCUGGGGCCGUGGACAGAAGCCGGCGUGCGCGUCGGUUGUCUUCCGGAAAUCGCGCGACUCGAAAACGUCGUUGGCGACGUUUCCGACCGCCGAUCAGAAGUCGGCCUUUUUUCGAAUUCCGAACGGUCGACCUCUGGUCAUCGGCAUCCGUUUCCGCCUUCUCGACGCCUCGUUUUUUGGUCUAAAUUUUAUUUUUCCAGCGUCCCAUCGUUCUUCGUCGUCAAAAAAUCAAACUGGAUCGAAAACUAAGUAAUUAAAUUGAAAAAGCAUCAAAUCGUUUCUUCUGUCUUUCCUCGUGCUUUCCACCGAUUUCUCUCGUGGUCGGUCGAGCGUGCGCCGUCGGCUCCGAUUUGACGUCGUCGUUGAUCCACGUGCUCGUUCGCGAUUUUUGACUCGCGUGUGGCUCGCGACGCGUCAGGGCGCGAGUCCGCGCCGUCGAAAUUUUUAAAAUGGAAACGGUGGUCGGUGCAGCUUCCGAUUGAGUUUCGUUUUCUUCUGGUCUCGUUCGGAAUGCGCUUCCUGGCUUAGAAACGUACGAAGUACCAAUCUUAGUUUUCGGCCAAUCGAUAGAGAAAUAUUAAAUCGAAAUUAGUUCCCGUUUACGGCGCCUGAAACGAGUCUCGGAUUUAACGUUCGUUAACUCGGGAGUUCGUUUCGCCUUCCCUAGAGCGUGUCCCGUCGUUUCCGACGUCGCUUUCCCCGAUUUAAUGGCCAGAAUUGUACCGACAAUUCUCUCUCUCGGUGCGAUUCUCGCAAAUCGGGGUCUAACGUCGCUGACGUAAAUGGAAAUUUUUUUUACUCGAACGUACUACGAUAUCUCGUUAAAGUAUUCGUUUAUAUGAAACGAGGGCGAAAUUAUUUCGUUACUACUUAUGGCAAUGUCCUGUCAAUUCAUUAUUAUUUUUAUUUUUCUCCCUGUUUUUACACCAGUCGACGACUGUUUAAAAAAAAAUAUUGUAAGAAAUGAAAAUUUGGCAAACUGUUGGAUUGUGGACUGGAGCAUCAAAAUCAAAGUUGUGCUAGUUUGCCAUGUAGCUUAAAAAUUGGACGGGUCUGAAAAAGUGUGGAGUCCUCUUUUACCCUGGCUCAUUUUCCUUCAUGGAUUUUGGCAGAAUGAGGGAACAGGACGUGGUCUGUCCUGUUCCCUCAUUUUUGUUUGCAGAGAGAACAGACAGAUAUUGGAUGUGGUAGGAUUUUUGUCUUGCUCCUGUAGGUUGGGCUCCUCUGCUCUCAUCUGUCUUUCUCCAAAUUUGCACAGGAUCUGGUCAAAGUUUUCUCUGUUCAUUUUAGUGCAUGGAAACUAGUGUUUGCUGGACUUCUCUGAUAUGAUUUUGUUGUGAUCAAUUUGUGUCGAUGGCAUACUUUUGAUUAUAUUUAUUUUUGGAAUUAUUGUUUCUUGUUUUGACUCAUAUUGUGGAUUAUAGUUUAGGGUAAAUUUUAUUGCUUGUUUUAUGCAUUUCAGUAGUUGGAUGUCAACUGAAUAAACUGUCUGGUUGGGUGAAAUAAUAUUUUAAUUUUUCAGCUUGAAAUGUUAGGAUCUGUUUGAAUAUUUAAGCAUUUUUCCUCUAUAUUAGGUUUGAAAUUGCUUAUUCUAUUUCAGUUAUUCUUGUGUUAUAUUUUAGGUAAUAGAUUAGGAUCUUUUUCACAAAAUAUAAUUUUCCGAUUUCACUAAUCUUCUUAUUGUUGCUUGGGAGAAACAAAUAUGAAGUAUUACAAAUUAUGUAAAAGAAUUAUUAGAAUUUUGCCAAAGUAUGUUGUUUUUUGAUAUUCCCAAUUAUAAAAUACAUGAAAUUAUAUUGAAAUUCAGAUGGUUUUUCUAAUUGACAUUCUCAGUUAAACUGAAUUGUUUGAAACAUUAGCAAAAACAAUUUCAUAAUUUUAAAGUAGUAUAAAAUUAUAUUGUGUAUGUUGAUUUAUGAAACAGAAUGGCUGGUCAAAAACCUAAGUUCAUGGAAAAAAACUUUUCAGAAACAAAAAACUAUAUACAAUCAAACCUCUCUAUAAUGGAACUUGUAUAUAGCAAAAACCUGUCAUUAAUGGAAAAUUUCUUUGAUCCCUUGAAUUUUUUGCAAAAAUUAAUGUAAAUUAACUUGCAUAUAGCAGAACCUGUCUAACAGAAAUGGAAAGUAUAAUUGGGUUGUUUAAUGGAAAAAUCUAUCUUUAUCUGAUUUAACACAUCUUCAACAAGAAGUUUACAAGCUUAGCAUGUAUAAAUCAUUAAAAAAAAAGUAAAAAAAUACACGUUAACAAUACAGAAUAGCAAAAUACGACUACUGUAUUACAGUAAUUUUAUUGGGAUUUGAAUGGAAAAUUUUUGCAUAUCUCGCCAUUCUGAAAGAAUAUUUCACAAAAAUGGGUAGACUUGGAUAGAGAUGACUGUCAAGCUUCCUGCUUGGAUACUUUAGCAUUAUAUUAAUGCUAAAGUAUAAAAGAUAUAAUUGAGAUAAGUUAGUAUUUGUUCAUCUGUUUAUUCUCAUUGGUAAGAGUGAACAAAUAUUUUCAAAUGCAAAUAUUUUCAACCCUAUUAACAAGUCAUCAACACAGGCAUCAAAAACAAGACGUAGUGUUACAAGAAAAAAUAGAAUAAUACAAAACAAUGAAUAUCUAAAAUAUAAUGUUGCAAUGAACUUUUAGGAUAAUUAAGAGAUGAAUAAUUAUAAGAAAUAAAAAUAAAAACUUAAAAUAAGUAAAAACAAACCUUAAAAACAAAUGAUGAUUAAGAUGUUAAAAGUGGACAGGAAUUGUUGAUAAGAAACUUCUAUGCAGAGUGGAGAGAGUUAAGGCAUAAAUUCAAAAUUGAGUUUUUAUAGAUUUUGUUCUUUUCUAAUAUACAAGCAUGAGAAGGGUGGCUGUUACUCCAGAUGAGUAGUAAUCCAAGAAUAGAAUUUGGAAGUUUAGUUAAGGAUGGUGAAACAGUGCUAUCAAUUCCUUUAUUUGUGUUGUAUUUUUAUGUUUCUUAGUUUUUGGCAAAAAGAUCUAGAAGUGAUCAUUAUAUACCAUAUACCAAAAUUUUUAUUCUUUGCAGGAAUGAUAUAGACACCUUACAAUGAAGAUAUCAAAUAAAAUACCUCUCAAAACCCUGAUAGCAUCCAGUGACUGUAUAUGUUGGCUCUACCACUAGGUCUCUGAAAUGGCAAAUAAGGGAACACAAAUACAACAUUGAUAGUGGAAAACUAUUCACUGCCCUGUCUGCACAUGCCACUGACAAUGACAUUGAAGCUUUGUUACAGCAAGAAAGUUGAUCUUUACAAUCAUGCACAGUGAAGGUAUCAUGAGAUGUGGAGGCCCUGGAAAUUUUUAAAGCCAACAAGAAGGGGCAUGCAUUAACUAUAAAGAGAAAAAACAAAUAUCAUAUGCUUAGCAAGCAAUAUAUGAAUAAGGUGCCAUUCAGUCAAUGUAAUACACACUUCUUAUUAUGUAGUGAUGUAUGUUCAUUUCUAUCAGAGGUUCAUUGGUAAUGUAGUGAUUUGAAUUUGAUGAAGGUUCUUCUAUACAUGUUCUAUUCAUAGAAUGUUGAAAACCUGAAGCAGGGCUCAGGAGGAGCUCAAAAACAUUUGUUAAUGAUUUAAAUCUGUCACAGGACACUAGUGAUGUUUUGAGAGGUGUUUUAUACUUUACCAUUAAGUCCAGUUGGAGGGUGAAAGAAACUAUUGAGGAUAUCCUCAUUGUUAGCAACAAAUGGUAUAAGAUGAAGUGUUUAUUAUUAGACUUAGCAGUGUCCUUACACAGUGGAUGCAAGAUUACUUUUUUCUCUGUUUUCACAAUAUUUUACAAUCUGUUUGCUAGUGUUUGGCAGCUAGUUAUUGUGAUGGAACUUGAUUAGUUGAUCAGUUCUGCAGACAGGAAAGCCAUUCUAUGAAGCCAUACUUAUGAAAUUCUUUGUAAAUUUAAUUUAAGACCCAUAAAUCUGAAGCAGUGAAUGUACUAGUACAUUUAUUUAAUUAGAGUAUGAAAUGCUGACACUGUAGAGCAGAAAGAAUCCAAGAAAGAAACUGGAAUAUAAAAGGGAUUAAUGAAAACUUUAGUGUGGGUUUGUCCUUUCAUUAGCAAAAGAUGUAUAUUCAGGAAAUGCAUAUUGUCCCCAUAUACAGUGAUGCCUUGAACUUCAAAUUUAAUUUAUUCCUGGAGGCUGUUCAAAUUUCAAAUUGUUCAAAGUCUGAAGCACAUUUUUCCAUUACAAAUAACGGAAAGUUGAUUAAUCCAUUUGCAGAUCCUAAACAAUACCUAUUUUGAUAAACUUAAAACAGCAAGUACACAUAAUUUAAAGUAAAAAUAACACAAUCAAAUGCUUUAAUAAUAAAUUGAAAAUUUCAUUAACUAGUUGUAUAUUGUUGACUUAGGCAUCUUAAACAUGGCCAUCAAAUCUGCUGUAUGUGUAAUGUUUUCAUGCCUCAUGAACUUCCUUUUUCAUUUUUGCUUUUGAUACUACAACCUAUCUUUUAGACUUUGUUGCUUUCAUACAAUUGUCAAAUGCCAUGGUUAAUAAGUAAAUGGUUAUAUCGUGUUCAACAGAAAGUUUUUGCAUAUUACUAACAGCUGUCAUUACUUAAAAUAGAUGUGCAAUUUAAUUAUAACAUUCAAUUAUAAUGAAUACAAUCUCACAUUAGCAGUAAUGUGGGAUUGUGCUCUGUGUUUAAAAUGUUUUAUUUUAAACUUAUUUACAAGACUAUGUCUUGUCUCUAAAAUUGUGCUGCUGUUAAUGGCUGCACAUCUUAGAGGUAUGAAGGAGUACAUGUCAGGAGUUGCAAUUUGGCACAGAGUAUUUGAUGCCAAAAUCAUGUGCACAUAAAAUAAACCAGACUUGUAGGUAGUCAGGGGACCGAGAACAGGGUCAAAAGAAAAUAUGAAAUGCUGAGACUGUUUCUACAAACGGGCAUGAGUGCGAGAUUUGCGCAUAUGUUGCUCGUGCUCUCCGAGACAGUCUCAUCCCAAAAAUGGUUUCGCUGUUUUAUUUGUUUUAUCUCUUUACAUUUUAUUUGAAUAACAUCAAGUUGAAAUGUCUUCAGAUAAAAGGCAUAUUAGGCAUAUGCUUAUGAGUUUUGGAAAAGAUAUACAUUAAUGCCAUACAAUAAAAACAAUUCAUAAUUUGUAUGGGGAAGAUGCUACAAAACUUUGAACAUUAAAAAGUACCAUUCAAGAAAUUUUGAACUAAGGGAUACAAAAUGUAUGGGGUACCCAAAAACUGUCAACAAAGAAAGAUUACAGGAAAGAAAGUAAAUAUAACAAAUAUGUGUAGUCUUUAACCAAUAUCCGGCGUGAAAAUUCCAAACUAAUAUUGGCAAACGCUUUUGAUGCCCCUCCUGGGCUCUUCUUCAGGCCAAAUUUAAUGUACUGGAUUCUUAAAUUGAAUAUUUUUAAAUAAGAACGUGCUCUGUUACUAGAAGUUCAAAUGAGGAAGGUAAUCACAUGCCUUUCCGAAUUAUAAUUUCUUUAUAAUUUAUAUUCGUGGAGAUAUGUUGUGCGCAUCUUAUAAUAAUCUCGCGUAUUUUAUAAUCACGUGCCUUUCUAAAAAUAAUUUUAACUAUUGGAUAUACGAUGUGCGCAUCCCAUAAUAAUCUGGUGUAUUGUAUAAUAAAUUACGAUUCAUCAUCCAAUAAAUACUGCCACGCUGUUGAGAGAUUCAUUUCUUCUUUAAGAUUGAGUUUUAAAAUUCUUUAAGAUUCAAUAUUAGUUUGGAAUUUUCAUGCUGGAUAUUGGUUAAAGACUACACAUAUUUGUUUUAUAUGACCUGGUGUGGGAGAAAUCCUUGAAAGUAAAUAUAACUACAAGUUUUGUGUGUAUUCGUUUCAUGUAACAAUUAAAUUAAAUGUAAGGAUUACAUUGUCUUUUUUCAAGGCUACUUGUUUUCAAAUUGGUUUCUGUUGUUGAAGUAGAACUAAAAUAUAAGGAAGAAAUUGUGAAAAGUUGAAAAAUAACUUACAGUAUUCUAUAUAUAAUCAAACCCACCAAAACUAAAGUGAUAAAAGCACAAAAAACAUACGAGUGUAAUGUCUUAAGAGUGAGAGAUGACUUGGAUGCACAAUAAGUUAUGCUUAUGUUUCAAGUAUAUUUUUUAUUGCAUAUGCAAUUUGAACUCCAUUAUGAAUUUUUGCCAAAUUUAGUGUUUGAACUUUGAAGCAUUUAAAGUUAAAUUGUUUAAAGUAUGAGAUACCACUGUAAUUGAUUGAGUUGUAAUGUUAAUUCAAGGAUUGUUAUUCAUAAGCGAGGAAAAAUUUAUCCAGCUUAGGAAUCAACUGGAGCUUAUAGAAUCAGUUAGUCUAAAUGUCCAUACAUUCCAAAUAAGCAUAUUGUCAUCUACUUUAUGGUUGUAGUCACUGAUAGGUGAAAAAUAGAGAUUACUUUUUCAGCUUCAUUAUAACUAAUUCACAAAGUAGUUUUUUUUUUUUUAAAUAGAACUGUUAUUUUUUCCUUGUGGACUGUGUUGUUAAAGGAGAAAAAUGAUGUGUAAAAAAGUUAAGUUUCAGUUCUAACUAAAGCACUAGUUCUAGAAUAUCUGAAAAAUAUUUGUAACCAUUAAGGAUAUAAGAAAGUAAAAAGUCUCAGAGCACAAAACAACAUUCAAGGUUAAUAGAGGGCAUAUAGGCUUACAAAGUUGAGACAGUCUCUUUGUUCUUGUGUAUGAUAUCUUUGAGUUCUCUGACUUCUUUUCAAUUGAGGGUAGAAACAUUAUAUUAUAAAUGCAUAUAUAUAUAUUCCUUGAGAUGUUUUUCUUGAAGAUAAGCAGAAUGUCAUUUCUCUGCAGUAGGUCUUAAUUUCUUUCUGUCAUUACAGAUCUUAGCAGAAGGUUUAUGUAGAACUGAAUGGUAAUGCAAAUUACAUUAAAGAAAUGAAUGAUCCCUCUAGUGAGGAUUCCACAAAUUCUCCACUUUGAGCUUUUAACAUAAUCAUGUUAAAAAAGCAGAUUGUCUAUUUUACAGAAACUAUAGAUUGUGCAAAAUGGUGAAUGCAGUGUAAAAUAAGCAGAGUCUCUGACUAAAUAGUAUAAACUUUAGGAAAAUUAUCAGUUCAUUGAACUAUUUACAGCUUAAGUUUCUACAUAUGAGAUCGGUUUUCUUAAGUAGCAUUUCAUUUUUAACUCUAAAUUUAGGCAUCAAUUUUAAAACUAAUACAAAUAAAAUAUUAAUUUUUUGCAUUCAUUUUAUGAAAAAAGUUAGAUUGAGGAAUAGGACAUGACUAUUAUAAAUAAUAAUCAUUUUGUUGAUUUAUCUAAAUAUAUAAAAUUACUUGUCCUGACUGACUGAGUGAUUGACUGAUUGAUUCAUCAUCGCCCAGAACA
Messenger RNA from Centruroides sculpturatus (bark scorpion), 9125 nucleotides. RefSeq lists its product as uncharacterized. The transcript is spliced from 4 exons. Bases 1186 to 2034 code for a protein of 282 amino acids. The record is from RefSeq and is a predicted model, not a curated record. Lineage: Eukaryota; Metazoa; Arthropoda; Arachnida; Scorpiones; Buthidae. Gene Ontology annotation, biological process: regulation of transcription by RNA polymerase II. Gene Ontology annotation, molecular function: RNA polymerase II cis-regulatory region sequence-specific DNA binding; DNA-binding transcription factor activity, RNA polymerase II-specific; protein dimerization activity.